Physcomitrium patens is the source of this 979-nucleotide messenger RNA. RefSeq lists its product as uncharacterized. Lineage: Eukaryota; Viridiplantae; Streptophyta; Bryopsida; Funariales; Funariaceae. The record is from RefSeq and is a predicted model, not a curated record.
AUUUGCGAAUGCAAUGCAGUGUGCCUUUCUUUCAAUUGCAAUCGCGGCGUGGCCAUGGCGUCCUCACUCCUCCUCCUCCGCGGUGCACUUCCUGUUGCUCCACCCUCGCCCUCUCCUCCUUCUCCUCUUCCUUCCCCUCCUGCUCUCCUUGUUUGCAUCUCUGCAUUCCGCUCUCGAUCUUCUCUUUCUCAAUUUGGAGGUGGUGCGGCGUGGAGGCCCGUCUGCAGGGAGAAGCGUCUGCCGAGAGCUAGCAACGGCGACAACGCCGUGAAGGAAGGGGAUGUGCAGAACGAGGACGUUCAAUUUGAUGUCACACGGAUGGAGCGGUACACGGAGAGAGUGCCUAACGAGGUUCUUCGAGUGCACGCGGUAGUGGAUGGGGAGGAAGACCAGGUGAUCAUCUUCAAGGGAUUUUCGUCGUCUCUAAUGAGACCAACCCCCGACGAUCCUGCGGAGCUGGUGCUGCCUGCAACAGCCACCAUCCGAGGCAUAGACCGCAUCCGAGGGCCUUUCAACCCGACCAAAGUGCUCCUCAUCAGGGGAGGGAAGGGCUUGACCUGGCAGCAAUUUCAGACUCUGCUCGAAGACAAGGGAUGUUAGCGCAGCAUCGUUGAAGGUGAUGUGCUUGUGCUACAGAUUUGUAUCAAUCCUGCUCCUGCUCCUCCUGUCCAGUAUUCUUUCUUCCCCGGCUUGCCGUAUCCUGCACCUCUCGUAUCAUUAUUUGUAAUAUUAUUUUGGGCAAUUCCUCUCUUAUUGUUGUUGUAAAGUCUAUGACAAAAAGAAAAGGAAAAUAGAAAUAAAGUUAUUGGAAGGUGGAAAAUCUAGCAGUUGAUGACAAGCACAAAAUAAUAAUUUUUAGAGAACCAAACUUACCAAAAGAGAGAAAAACCUCACAAUUUGCUUGGAUGUUGGCCUACCUCUUUCUCCAACCUUGAUGCCAAUCUCAUAAUAUUGAUAUCUCUUAUUAUAAUUUUUUUUA